ACCAACCGCUCAAUCAAACCUAUGACUACAUGAAAAUAUAUAUCGGGGAGCCAAUGGCAAAAAUGGGCUGCUGAGAGGACAAGGCAAACGAUCGACCAGGAAGCCAAAACUAGAUCACUCUGUUCCCUCGAAGUUUCGACUCACUUCCUGUGGUAGCCUAUCGACUCAAAUUAUAUGAUGAGUGAUAACCCAAUCGCGAAACUCGGGCUCUCGUGUCCCAACGGGGGAAGAUUCUACAUAUGUCAAGACAGCGACGUGCGGUUCCUCGGAUGCUGUGAUAUCGAUCCAUGCGCUGAUGGAUCAGGCGAUUGCCCCAGCUCGUCGUUGUACGGGGCCAGCUUCAACAAAGACAGCUAUAAUAACGUGGAUGCUCAAGACUGCAUCAGUCCGUACGGAUCUAGCACCUGGUGGACAUGUCAAAACGCGAAACCGCCCUUCAUUGGCUGUUGUCUGAACAAUCCCUGUAAUGAUGGCUGCGCGGAAUUUGAUGUCCUGGCGGCAAGAUUGAGCGACGAUAGCAGCAAGGCAGCGCCCUUUCUAACGUCUUCGUCGUCCUCGUCCCCCUACAUUACCACCACCUCCUCAAGUGCGACAAGUGAAACACCUACAAAUGUGAUGUCAAUCAACACCGAUAUCAACCGGAGACGACGCAAGUAGUACGACUACCCUCAGUGGGAUCUCUCCUACGGCCUCCGUCGUUGUAUUUGUGGCCACCACAGCUGCUGCAUCCGACUCCUCUCAGUCAUCCAUGCCCAUAGGGGCUAUUACAGGUGGCACCGUUGGUGGAGUAAUUGUGCUGGCACUCCUGGGAUUCCUCCUUUUCUUCUGGUGCCGGCGGAAGGGCCGCGAGAACAAUCAAGCUGAUCAAAUGGAAGUAACGCGGGCACCGCAGCCGCU
Molecule: messenger RNA, 897 nt
Organism: Pseudomassariella vexata
Lineage: Eukaryota; Fungi; Ascomycota; Sordariomycetes; Amphisphaeriales; Pseudomassariaceae
Exons: 1
Coding region: 175-657 (160 amino acids)
Source: RefSeq, a predicted model, not a curated record